UUGUUUUGGAUGCAGACUUUACGAGUGGUGUUAUUUUAAGAUGAAUUGAAAUUAAAUAAAUAUCACGAGUUACUUAAACCCAACGAUUCAAAAGGUACUUCCUUGCCAAAGAUGAUCAAGUUACAAGGUAAGAACCUCUGUGAAAGACACAAAGAGUUUAAUAUAAAAGUGAAUGAAGCGGCUAAAAGUGAUGUAGAUUUUAGAGUGUUAAAAACUAUUAAAGAACAUUCUGAUGUUGACCGUCUCUUCAAGAUAGACCUUGCAUCAAAAUGCAGAAACAUUGAUUUUAUUAUAGACCAACUGAAAUGUGGUGACAGCUUGUAUAUCACUAGAGCUCUCAGAUGUGCAUGGAUGUAUGGCAAUGAGUAUGCUCAUAUAUUCAACCCAAGUUAUUUACAUGACAAAAUAUUCUCUUUAAUGUCUGUAAAAAUGAAGCACAAGACAUUGACUGCAAUAUCUGUUAAUGUUAGGAAUGAAUUCAGGGCACAAGUUUUUUAUGAAUACUGUAUGAACCAGAAAAUGACAAAACAUGCUUAUAAAUUUUUGAUGUUUACAUCCGAGUCCUUCAAACAAAAGUUCUUGAGUAAUGAAGAGAAUUUUAAAAACACAAAGCAUCAGCAUUGCAUCUCCUUAAUCGGCAAUUCGUUUUUAUUGGCUGAAACAUAUGGUAAAAUGGGAGGACAUAUUAAAAAUAUCUCCUAUUUGUAUUCUAUCGAUGAGGACAAGUACCUAGACCUUUAUGAGAAGUACACCACACCUCUAAAUUAUAUGGAACAUGUAAGAGUAGGAGCAAAGAUGUCGAGAAGUAUUUUGAAAAAACACAAAAACAGGAUACUGAAAGACCCUCUAUUGUAUUUGAGCAUGCUAAAAACGAGUGAAGUGAUAAAGUGCAGUUCACCUGAAGAUGCACAGGUUUAUGCUACGGCUCUUCUACCAAAUGAUGUCAAAGAAUUCUGGGAAACAAAUUAUUAUGUCACAUACAAGUACAUUUUAGAUUUAAUAAAAACAGAUCUGUUUAAAUUCAUAAAAGAAAUAUUUAACAAGAAGUAUCCCUCUGAAGAAUUUGAAAUGAGUAAAGAAUUCUUUAUCUUAGGCUAUUAUGAUUUAUUUAAUGAGAAAGAUAAAGAAAUAUGGGCUUUAUUGCAUUUGGAAAAGCAAUUAGGGAUUGUACCCGAAUAUGAGUAUUACCGCUGGUUUGAGUUUGUCAGCUUCUCAAAAACUUUUGAAGUGAUCAAGAAGAGGAUUUUGGAUGCUACGGAAUGGCAUAAAAAGUUCGAAUUGUUAAUGUUUUUAGUGAAAUCCGCAAAAACCUACAAAGAAAUAUCAAAGGUUCUAAAUUAUUAUUAUGAGACACAUGCAGAUGAAAAAAAAGAAAGGACACAAAGUUUUUUAGAAUAUGUUGUUGAGCAACAUAAUGUGCUUGAUUUUCCUGAUGCUUGCUGGACUGUGUUUGAUAAACUCUUGAACAGUAUUGGGUUAUAUGCAUCCUUUUGCAAACACAAUAUACUCCUUGACAUUUCAAUUCUGUACCACAUUAUAGCGAAUGAGCCUUUUCCGCAUUUUGAUUUGACUGACUACAUGAGUGGGACUUUCUAUUAUUGUUUGGAAAUGUUGCCUUGUAAUAAUAAACUGAGCAAAAGAAAACGAGAACAAGUCUACGAUUAUAUGUUGAAAUUUUAUAUUAACAAAAUUGCAUUUUAUGAAGCACAGGAUUACAAUGAGUCAAUAAAAAUUGAAAUUCGACCAUAUUUGAAAAACCUGGCAAGUUUGAAAUAUUACUUUGAAAAUAAAGACGAAUAUCCGAGCUUUGUUAUAAAAUUUAUGAAUUUAGAUCAUGAAAAUUUCAAAAAUAAUUUACAAAUCAAAGACCUAGUUAUUACAGAGGGAUAUUUAAUUCAAUGUUUAAAACAGGAUCCCAAAGUGAUCAUUGACCAGUUUAAUUUAAUUCAGGAGAAUAUAAAGUGGAAAGGAAAAUCUAUAGCUAGCAGAUUUCACGAUAAAAUGAAAAUUUACUUUUCGGAAGACCUGGCGAAGGUAUAUUUAAACUUGUGUAUGAAAACUCUUGAUAAUAUCUCAAGAGAAUACCCCACGGCUGAGAAGAAGAAGUUAGUAUUUGUUAAUGUUUAUGCGAUAUUUAAACUCGGCGGCGAAUUUCUUAAAUCUCAUUUUAUGGAGAUGCAUGCACCUGUAGGCCCUAGAAUAGGUUGGAGGAGAGAUAGUUAUGAACAUUUUGUCCGAAUGGCCAUUUGUGCUUUCCAGGGUUGUUCUCGACCACCAGUGCCAUUCACUAAAACUCGUCCUUACAUCAGAGGGGAUUACUUGCGUCAUAGUCAUGGCUUAAUUAACAUGUAUCUCGUGCAGUUGACUCCGGACUUACUUGUCGCAUUUAUAAGAUUACUACUGAUUUCACCACUAUCAAUUCAAAGGGUAGGAUUAUGGUUAGCUUUCUAUGUUUCAAAAACAAGCGGCAAGACAAACCUAGUCGUAUCUGUGUGGCAGAAUACGAAAUACGUUUCAGUGCGAAAAAAUCUUUACAAAUUAAUUAUUGAAAGAAUCGAGAAAAAACCUAAGCAACGUCAAGAAACAUUCGACGUUCUGCUGAAGCUUACGUCCAGCGUAAAAAAUGGCGAUAAUGAUGAAAUAUUUCAAUAUUUCGACGGAGAUGAAUUACCUGAAUAUCUACGAAAUUCAUAUUUACAGACUGCCUGGAAAGCUGUAUCGGCACUGCCGGAAUCUCAAGAAAAUGAUAAACGUAAAGUCCUGGUUAUAAAUUCAAUGAUAAUUAAAAUAAGAUUGUUGGGCGAAGGGUUUGUUUUAUCUUUGAUCAAAGAUUUCCUUCAAAAAAUAUGGAUUGAUCUAAAACAGAGUUCGAGAGAAAAAUGCAUGGCUAAUAAUAAAUUGUCUAUCGCAAUGUGGAGAUUUAUAUCUCAAUAUAUUCUUGAUAUUCCGAACGAUGACAAAGAAAGUAAAACUAUGAAGAUUGUAGAAACUAUCAUAACUAAAUGCUUUCAUCACUGGAACGAAAAGCAUGAUGGAGAAUAUCCAUUCCAAUUAUUUUUCAAAGAUUUUGUAAAUAAACUCGAUCUAGAAGGAUCAUGCACCAAAGCAGAAUAUAAGAGAUUAACUCAUAUUUUCGAAUACAUGGUUAAAUGUUUUGAAGAUAGGUUCGGUAUAACUGAAAUGUAUUCAUACUUUUGGGAUUGCCAACUGUUGUUGUUAACAAGGAUAGCUAUAAACGGAGAAGAGGAACAUGAUAGAGAUGUUCAUAUCCGUUUCGGGUUAGAAGUCGGAAAAUUUAUAAAAAAAUUGAAAGAAAAGAAUUGUUACUUCGUUUCAUUCUUACGAAAAAUUGUCGGUAAAAUAACGAAAUGUAUGGAAUAUUUGUGUAAAUAUAAAGCUCUGCCAUUGACUGAUCGAUAUGUUAAGAUUCUUGUAGCGUAUGGACUAACUAUUAAUGGGAUGCACGAGGCAAAUGUUGUUGCACUUGAGAUAUUACCUGAAGACCUGUCGGAUGGCCCUAUAAAUGAAGCCGAAUUGCAACAAGUGAUCACGAGAAUUAAAAUACAAAAUAAUGCAGAACUCAACGCCUUAAUGAACGAUAAGUUUGUGUAUAACAAUUUAAAAUCAAGUAGAAUGACAUGAUAAUUAAGUAUAUGUAAGUUUUAGGUAUCUUGGACAUUGAACAUUGAAAUCUGUGAUGUUAUUGUGAUUUAGUUACUACUUAAUAUAGAUAUAAAUAACGUGAUUUAGUGAUUAAGAUUUAUGACAAAGGUAAUACCUCCUGUUUAAUUUCUUGUUUAGUAUAAAAAGUAAAAACUGUAUUGACUGGUCAAAAUAUUCUUUAAAAUGUUAAUCCAUAUUGUGAUCAUUAUUGUUAACUGAUUUUUCCCCUCACUAGCUCGGAAACA
Leguminivora glycinivorella is the source of this 3908-nucleotide messenger RNA. RefSeq lists its product as uncharacterized. The record is from RefSeq and is a predicted model, not a curated record. The transcript has 2 exons. Lineage: Eukaryota; Metazoa; Arthropoda; Insecta; Lepidoptera; Tortricidae. Bases 112 to 3642 code for a protein of 1176 amino acids.